CCGGACAGUUGUUUGCGUAGCUCCGUUGGUCCCAUCUUGGCUACAUUGUAAUCAGAGCGGAGAGGAAAGAGAACUCGUCCAUAUUACAGCUGCUGUUUCAGCGGUUUCUGUGGUGAUGGACCCUCCCGGCGGCCGAGACGAGCGUCAUCGUCAAGCGGAGCGGCUUCGGCGGGAGGAGGCAUACUACCACUUCAUCAAUGAACUGAGUGAGGAGGAAUACAGACUAAUGAGAGACAGCAAUCUAUUGGGAACACCUGGUGAAGUCACAGCAGAGGAGCUGAGACAGCGUCUGGAUGGUGCAAAGGAACGAGUAUCAUCUCAGCCACGCCCCGAAACCCGCCCACAAAGCAGUGAGGCAGAGGGCAGUAGUGGUGCAGUUGAGCCAGGUGCAGAGACGUCUAAUGGAGACUCCCUGUUGGAAUGGUUAAACACUUUCCGGCGCACAGGAAAUGCUACGCGUAGCGGCCAGAGCGGCAACCAAACAUGGCGUGCCGUCAGCCGCACCAACCCCAACAGCGGCGAGUUCCGCUUCAGUCUUGAGAUCAACAUCAACCACGAGCAACCUGAGCCUGGAGAACACAGCGACACCCCUGACCCGACUGAACUUCCAAUGCCUCCUCCUCCUCCUCCCCCAGUGUCAUCAUCUGCCUCUUCACCCACGACCCCUUACAACCCUUCAAGGUCUGCACCUUACUCCCUUCCACACCCCACGCCGUAUUCUACGGCCAGGCCCACCCUGGGAAGGAGGGCCGCGGUGCGCCGCACUCGCAGUAGCACGGCUCCGCCUGUAACGCCGCCUCUGACCUCACAGGCUCCUCCCACACCUCUGCGGAGGAACUUGCCUUCUUUGCCAAGCUCUCCUCCUCCACAGGCACCACUCGCUUUUCAAUCACAAGAGCAGGAUGGUGGUGCCGUAAGGAGUCAAAUACAGGUCACAACCUCCUCAGUAAACGCAGGGGAGGGGCAGAAUGGAAAUGAAGGUCUGGACUGCCCCACCGCUCUGCCUCAGUCCGGCCCCCAGGUGGCGCUAGCCACCCGCGAGCCACGAAACAGCAGGACUCGUUCACGUGGUCGCGUGCGGCGGGCAGCAGGAGCAGGCGGGGUUUUGUCUCGCUCUUCGAGACGUAGCCGCUCCCCCCUGGACCGAAACCCCACCUCCAGUGUAAGCCCCACCCAUAGCGGCAGCGCCGCCCCAGUGGAGUCCACCGGAAGUACAGCAGUUGCAAUGGAGAUGGGUGAGGCUGCUGUAGAGCCAGCAGCUCCUACGGAUCCUCCAGAGGCUGGUGAGGAAGAGGGGGAGACGCCAGUGUCAGGUGCUGGAGGUGUGCGGCGCCACCCUACGAUCAUGCUAGACCUCCAGGUGCGGCGCAUCAGGCCGGGCGAGAACCGGGAUAGGGACAGCAUUGCAAGUCGCACUCGCUCUCGCGCUCGGGCUGCUGAAAACACAGUCACCUUCGAGAGCGACAGUGGCGGAUUUCGCCGCACCAUCUCACGCUCAGAGCGUGCGGGAAUCCGCACUUACGUCAGCACUAUACGCAUCCCGCUACGACGCAUUUCCGAGACAGGCCUUGGCGAGCCUAGCUCUAUGGCGCUUAGAUCUAUUCUGCGCCAGAUCAUGACUGGGUUUGGUGAGCUCAGCUCUCUUAUGGAAACGGAAGCGGAUUCAGAAACCACGACGCCCAACCAGGACUCCGCCUCUGCCGGUGGACCCCAGGCGUACCGCGUUGGUAGUGGCGAGGGCGGAGUGGCCCAUGGCGGAGUGGAAUCGGCAAGAGAAGGUUUAGUGCCGGGUGAGGAAGAAGGACAAGUGCGGGUGAGCAGGACUGGGACGGAGGGACGACCUAGCAGCAGGGACACUAAUAGCUUGGUGGAAAAUGGGACGUUGCCCAUCUUAAGGCUGGCGCACUUUUUCCUUCUCAACGAAGAUGAAGACGAGGAGCACCCGAGGGGCCUCACCAAAGAACAGAUCGACAAUCUGGUCACACGCACUUACGGUCAGGUCAACCUGGAGGGCGAGCUGGGCCGCGCUUGCAGCGUCUGCAUCAACGAGUACGCUCAGGGCAACAAGCUGCGCCGCUUGCCCUGUGCCCACGAGUUCCACAUCCACUGCAUCGACCGCUGGCUAUCUGAAAACAACACCUGCCCCAUCUGCAGGCAGCCUAUUCUCUCCAGCCAUCAGGAAUGAUGUAAGCCUGUAGCUAUCAAUCAACGGACUCAACGACUGACUUUUGUUCCACCCUCGGUGGCACAUGUACAUAGUGCUUCAAUGUUUUCAUUCUCUGAGAUCCAUUGUAUUCAAGCUAAAGGUAGAACCAAAAGCAGAAAAAGACUAUAAUGCAGAGAUUUAACAAAGCUUUAUUUUUUUAGACUCCUUUCGUUUUCAUUUCUUCCUCUUCUUCCAUUCACCAUUAUGCUUUGCGGACAUAUUAACAGAUGGCGUGACUAACUCGGGCAGAGUUAGGAAUGUUAGCUUCAGCUAAAGGUGCGGUUACAUUUACUGCUAUUUGGCGAAUUUUCGUGGGCAAAAUCCUCAUUUCAAUGGGCAUCUAUGUAGGGUUGGGUGUUGUUUGAAUUUUAUCGAUUCCGAUUCCAAUUCUGCUUAUUGAUUCCUAGUUUUGAUUCCAAAAAUCUAAAACAUUUAAAUGUCAAACAUACUUAUUCUGUCUUUUUACAAAGUGUUCUGUUGCAGCUGAAUAACAUGAGCAAGCAGCUCAUUACAGAACAUCUAGGUACUUUUACGCUUCUUUUAUACCUUUUACACUUAGGAACUUUUGCCUAUGCUUUUAACAAAAACGACCACAGCAAAAACAACUAGCCUAAUAAAUUUCAAACAUUAAAUUGUUAAAGACAAGUAAACAGUCAGUAAUAAACAGGAACAAACAAAUCAAGUAAUAGUAUAUAUUAAGGAUGUAACGAUAUUAUCGAUAUUGUGCUAUCGAUAACAAAAGUCUAUAUAUUAUUGUGGUCACAUGAUGAUAUGAAACGAUAUAGUGCCACCUUAGAAUUAUAAGGUUCUAUCUGCAUUCUGAGCACUUUUGAGAUACUGAGUUUCAAAGUUUUUGCAUUCCAUAGACUUCUCUUUUUUUUCUAAAACAGUCCCAAAAUGUACACAGCUUAAAAAGUGUUGCCAGGUCCGCUGUUUUUGAGCUACUGUAACACUGUUGCCGUGGGAUGUUUUUCAUGUCUGAGGGUUUAAGCGACCCCAAAAAUGCAGGAUGCUAAAAAAAGUAUUUUACCCUGCAGAACGCAAUUAUAUGGGGGACCCCCUCUAAACGCGAUUGGGCUAGUUUUGAGUAGCAAUUGGGGGGGUUUUGUUGUGAAAACCUGGCAACCCUCGUCUUCCGGACAAAAAGUGUAGAUUUUUACAAUUUUUUGACAUAAAAGUUAUUUAAAGUUGUGUUUUGGGCCAUUAUGCUUUGGGACAGUAUCUGUCAAACAAACUAAAACCGAAAGCACAAUGUGGCUUAAUCCCUUCAUCAAGUCUCUCAUGUUUUCGCUGCGUGUUUCAGAGCAAAGCCUGCACUUCGUUCAGGCGAUCAGCUCACGAUUCAAUGUUUUCCAUGCCUCAGAAUGGCUCAGUUGUGCUUUAUUUUCGCGGCAGAUGAUUAUAGCGUUUCACUAGAUUUGUAGUGUGCUUUCCGUCAAAAUAAAAGCUUAAAAGUGCAGUAUGAAUUGCUGACAGCUAGUGGUUUAAAUGGUUAAUGUUACUACAUUAUAAAUUCAAAAUGUCUUUCAGGUGUAGAAAUAAGGAAAAAAGCAUUGUAAUUUCCCUCCUGCAGUGUAUACCUAUGAAAUAUUAUUUUUCAUUUACUUUACAGUGCAGUUGUUUUACAAUAUAUGGCUAUUACUGUCAUAGGAAUUACAAUAAUAUACAAUUAUUACUAUUUUUAUUAUUAUAUUCUAAUUUGUUUGGCUUUUAAAACACCAGUGUGAAUGUAAUUUAGACAGACAAUAUAUCACAUCUAAAAAGAAGGUUAAAUUCAGGUACAAGUCAAUUCACUUACUUUUUUUCUGACUUAAGUUCAAAUUAAGAGCUCCAACUUAUGUUCUUAACUAAGAAAUAGCACGGAAAUAGGCGGAACAGGGCGGUUCGACAACGGACACAGGCAACAGUGUGCAUAUUCCUUUCCUCCCUGCUCUUAAAUCGUUUAAAAAUCACAUUAAAAUGUGAACGCAGGAAUCGUUAAGCGGAAUCGAAGUGCACGUGUCUUAUCAAAUACCCAGUUUUUGGAAAUUUAGAACCGGUUCUCGAUACCCAACCCUAUAUCCAUGUAAUCGGGUGAACAAUUUCCAACAGAAAGCUACAUCGCUACACUAUCGACAAUAGAUAUCGGAUCUCUUUUGCCUGUGAAAUUUCACUGAAAUUUCGCUAAUGAGAUUGCACCUUGAUUCUAUCUCACGAAUUUUAAGUUUGGUGGCUUCAAAAAAUGAAUAGACCUCUUAAAACUCUUUAAGGACAUGUAAAUAAAUGAAUGUCUGUGUUUUCAGUUUUAACGGUAAGACUUAUUCUAGAAAGAACCGUACGCUGGUUCUAUUGCAUUUUCGAAAGGAACCUUUACUUUUAAGCGCUUGCAGAGAAAUCCACCAGUUUUGAAGCUCUAUGAGUCCUCCAUGUAAAUGCUCCUUAAUGUUGGGCAGUGUUCUUUUAAAUGCGUUUUCAAUCAAAGCAGGUUUUAAGUGUGAUUUCUACGGGGUCGAUAAGAAUAGUCAUGGGAUAUGAAUGAUGCAUCUGGUGGUAGAUGAAUUUGUCGCUGAAAUUUCAUGCAUCUGCAUCUUUAUACUACGGGAAACGGCAAUGAGCAACUCGGCAAACACUACAGAACUCAAUUUUUUUAAGCGUGGUCAUAAUUUCCCCUGUGGACUAAAUAUGCUUUUCCACUUUGAGUGUCAUUACAUUUCUGAUGAGAACAAGCCAUUUGCAUUUUUACAACCGUUUUGGAGUGCCGAUCGGAUUCUAUGAUGUUGUAUGAGCUAGUAAGUGCAUGCUUGAUUUGUACCUGCGUAUAAACCCCUGCACAUAGUUCACAAUGUUUUAAUAAAAAGCUGAAAUUGAUUAUCACUUGAAAGCACUUGUCAGCCCAGCCGCUGCACUGUAAGGCAGUACAUUCAAGCCUGUCAUAGGCCAGACUUCUUCCAGGGUGGUGCAAUGAUACAAGAAGGCAAUGAAAGGUUAAAUAUUGUUGUUUUCCUACGUUUCCCCUUCACGUUUAGCUAAUAUUUAGGGUUUCUCUCAUCACACGCUCCGUUCCGCACACAAACAUCCUGCCCUGCUUACAUAUUCCCUCAGUAUUUUAGUGGUUUCACAUAUGGCCUUGUCUGAAAUCCGAAUCGCCAUUUUGUACCCGUCAUGCAGUGUUGCUCGUUCCCCACGUGAGGCAGAGCGUGAAGUAGGACUUCUGAAUGAAAGAUCAUGAAUGUAGUGGUACCUUGCGUCUUUCCAAGGUACACUUUUCCUCAAUGUACAAUAGAUGUCUGCUUAUGUUUCAGGAUCUCGAUUAAAACAAAGACAGAGUCUGUUAUUAAACACCUGUCCUCGAUGUUAUUGUUUUCUUGUAUACUAAAAUAUCCCUUUAUUUUGUCUGUAUGUUGUGAGGAUGUGUGUACGUUCUGUAGGAAGUGUGAAUUGUAAGUAUGUGUGUGUGUAUAUUGCUGAAUGGAUCAGAAUGGUUUCUGAGCUGUUGUGUAUCUGCGAGUGGGGGAUCUUUGGCCAUGAAGUUUAGAUAUUUAAUGAUGAAAGAUUGACAUCAUCGAGCUAUGACUAUGUAUUAUGUUAUAAUGUGAUGCUAAAACAGAAGAAUAUGUAUUCUGUUACUAUGUAAUAAAAUAAAACACAUUGAUUUUU
Labeo rohita (rohu) is the source of this 5842-nucleotide messenger RNA. It is a transcript of the gene rnf6, whose product is annotated as ring finger protein (C3H2C3 type) 6. Gene Ontology annotation, cellular component: cytoplasm; nucleoplasm. The record is from RefSeq and is a predicted model, not a curated record. Bases 116 to 2185 code for a protein of 689 amino acids. Lineage: Eukaryota; Metazoa; Chordata; Actinopteri; Cypriniformes; Cyprinidae. The transcript is spliced from 4 exons. Gene Ontology annotation, biological process: positive regulation of DNA-templated transcription; protein ubiquitination; ubiquitin-dependent protein catabolic process. Gene Ontology annotation, molecular function: ubiquitin protein ligase activity.